UACAUUGGUUUGCUUCUCUGCGCAUUUGUUUUGUGCAGCCAUGGAUAGCAAAACCAAGCCAAAGCCAGUGCUUUCUGCUGUUUUCUUUGGCCUCCUAUGUCUCAAUGUUUCCCUUGGAGCUGACACCAUCACAGUAAACCAAUCUCUCUCCGGUGCUCAAACCAUUGUCUCACCAGGUGGGAUUUUUGAGCUCGGUUUCUUCACACCAGGUAAUUCUUCGAACUUCUACAUAGGCAUGUGGUACACCAAACAAGUGGUAUCCGAGAGAACCAUAGUCUGGGUGGCAAACAGAGAAAAACCAGUUUCCGAUAGAUUUUAUUCGGUUUUAAAGAUCUUGGAUGGCAAUUUAGUCCUCUUAAACGAGUCCAAAACCCCGGUUUGGUCCACAAGUUUGACCUCCACUACCACCGCUGCUUGUGUACAAGCACUUCUUAUGGAUAGCGGAAACCUUGUCUUAAGAGCUCGUGGGUCUAGUAAUACAUGUGAGCAGCUUUUAUGGCGAAGUUUUGAUCAUCCAGCUCAUACAUGGCUACCAGGAAGUAAAAUCGGAUUCAACAAAAUUACCAAACAAAUUCAAGUUCUCAAUUGAUGGAAGAGUUUGGGGGAUCCUGCACCGGGUGUUUACUUUCUUGAGAAAGACCCAAUGGAAUCAAUUCAUUACCCAUGUGGCUAGAUAGGUCGAUACAGUAUUGGACCAGUGGAUCAUGGGAUGGACAUAUGUUCAGAUCCGCUCCUGAAAUGAUGCCUAAAUCUAUCUACAAGUUGAACUCCGUUACAAAUGAAAGUUAUUUCACCUUUUCUUCUAAGAAUCCUGAAAUGAUAUCCCGGUUUGUAAUGCAUCCCUCAGGGAAGA
Molecule: messenger RNA, 853 nt
Organism: Pyrus x bretschneideri (Chinese white pear)
Lineage: Eukaryota; Viridiplantae; Streptophyta; Magnoliopsida; Rosales; Rosaceae
Product: G-type lectin S-receptor-like serine/threonine-protein kinase At2g19130
Exons: 1
Coding region: 41-589 (182 amino acids)
Source: RefSeq, a predicted model, not a curated record